AUGAAGACUGAGAUACAACCUUGGAAUGAACUGUCAACUGGUGGCUACCCUUGCCGGAACUGUCCUUCCAAGGUUUCUGCCGCGGAUUAUUACUUUCUCAAAAACGCAUAUACCUCUUCGAGCUGUGACAGCAAGACUAGUGGUACUGUCGUUGAUGGUUACUGCUACACCCUCAACUAUCCCUGGGCUACACGGAGUGUUGCCAGUGACUCUACCUUUACGAGCGAGUAG
Molecule: messenger RNA, 231 nt
Organism: Penicillium malachiteum
Lineage: Eukaryota; Fungi; Ascomycota; Eurotiomycetes; Eurotiales; Aspergillaceae
Exons: 1
Coding region: 1-231 (76 amino acids)
Source: RefSeq, a predicted model, not a curated record